AUGACAUCCCUCUUCCCACAUCCACAAUACGCCGAAGAUCAGCCAUAUGCACGUAGCAUCCUCUACCUACACGUCAUGCGCGCUUCAGCCAUGUCCUUUUCCUUCUUCUCGCUUUUCCAGUUUCCGAUCUCCGUCAUUGCAGCUCGUUCCCGCAAAAUAUCGGUAGAUUACAAGACGAUACUGUCUCGUACACUCAAAACAACUGGUCGCGGACUGGUUUUAGGCACAGCAGCUGGUGCACUCAUGACUUGGGGACGUAUGAGGGGUCGAGAGGAAAUAGAAUGGAAAGAUCGUUCAUGGAGAAUACUGGAGAAUGAUGGAGAGGUGAAGACAGAUUGGGUCACACUCGGCGCCGCUGGUGGAGGAGCUGUUGGGGCUAUGUUCGCUGCACGAGGUGGUAGGUUGCCUCUAAGGCUGGGCCACGCCAUGCUCGGUGGGGCUGGUGUUGGGAUGGCCAGUGGAGUACCGUACAUGAUUGGGACAUUCGCAUCAGGAAGGAAAUAG
Molecule: messenger RNA, 504 nt
Organism: Alternaria arborescens
Lineage: Eukaryota; Fungi; Ascomycota; Dothideomycetes; Pleosporales; Pleosporaceae
Exons: 1
Coding region: 1-504 (167 amino acids)
Source: RefSeq, a predicted model, not a curated record